GCUUUCUAUCCAUUCCUUCACUUCUAUCGUUCUCAACGGCAGACAUAAACCGUCAUUAGACAAGCAGCAGUGAACUCCAAUGAUUUUGCCGGCAAUAACAAUCUUUACGCUGUUGUUCUCAUUUACCUCGAUAGACGUUAAAGGCACCUUUGCUACUGCUAUCAGCGAACACGACGGUGAUUCCAGUGUCAUUGGAGGAGAAAGCUUACACAAUCACUUCGAUCUAGAAAACCAGCGGUCCUGUCCCAAACCGAGCUCCGGAAUGUCUUCCGAAAAGUACGAACCCGGAACGCACUCAAUUGCCUACGUGACUACCCCGAAUGCCAACUCGGCCAAAGAGCUGGCCCGGAAGUUGGUGGAACGAAAAUUGGCCGCCUGCGUGAACAUCAUUCCAGGGUUGAUGUCGAUCUAUGAGUGGGAAGGCAAAAUCAACGAGGACCAGGAAAUUCUGCUGAUGAUAAAAACGCGCACUGCCCGGGUCGAAGAGUUGAGCAAGUUUGUGCGGGAGAACCAUCCGUACAGUGUGGCCGAGGUGAUAUCGGUUCCGAUCGAAAACGGCAAUCCACCGUAUCUGGAGUGGCUGAGCAAGACUGUGCCGGAAGUGGCGAAGAAAUGAUGCUGAAAUGAGAGCGAAGUGAAACAAUUCUCGAGUUUUGAACUUUUCUCAAACAAUUUAUUUUUGGUUUUGGUGUGCUUGUGGUUUGGUUUUGAAUGUGUAAAUAUAUACUUUAACGAUGCAUUUAAAAA
Molecule: messenger RNA, 747 nt
Organism: Aedes aegypti (yellow fever mosquito)
Lineage: Eukaryota; Metazoa; Arthropoda; Insecta; Diptera; Culicidae
Product: protein CutA homolog
Exons: 3
Coding region: 80-616 (178 amino acids)
Biological process (GO): response to metal ion
Molecular function (GO): copper ion binding
Source: RefSeq, a predicted model, not a curated record